Molecule: messenger RNA, 3074 nt
Organism: Xyrauchen texanus (razorback sucker)
Lineage: Eukaryota; Metazoa; Chordata; Actinopteri; Cypriniformes; Catostomidae
Product: translocating chain-associated membrane protein 2-like
Exons: 11
Coding region: 62-1174 (370 amino acids)
Biological process (GO): protein insertion into ER membrane; SRP-dependent cotranslational protein targeting to membrane, translocation
Cellular component (GO): endoplasmic reticulum membrane
Source: RefSeq, a predicted model, not a curated record
AGUGAUUCGUGGAAGUUUCCUGGACGAAGAAAAGAAGAGCGGAAAAUCAAGCCAUUGUAAGAUGGCUUUUCGGAGGAGAAAUAAGAGUUACCCUUUCUUCAGCCAAGAGUUUCUCAUUCAGAAUCACGCCGACAUCGUUUUUAGUCUGGUUAUCUUAAUUUUGAUUGGACUGAUGUUUGAGACAACGGCGAAAACGGCUAUUUUAUUCAUUCAGCCGCAGUAUAACAUCAGCACCAUGACCGCAGAUGGAGAAGUAUCUCUAUAUCAUUAUGGAUGGAAGGAUUGUGCUACUGUUCUUUUCUAUCUCUUCAUCACCAUAAUUCUUCACGCUGUGGUGCAGGAGUAUGUUCUAGAUAAAGUAAACCGUCGUCUCCACCUGUCGAAGAGUAAAAACACAAAGUUUAAUGAAUCUGGGCAGCUAUGUGUGUUUUACCUGGUGUCCAGUUUAUGGAGUCUCUACGUCAUCGCCACAGAGGGAUAUCUUCUGCAUCCCAGCAGCCUUUGGGAGAAUUACCCUCAUGUACAUCUGAGGUUUCAGGUGAAGUUUUUCUAUCUCACUCAGCUGGCAUACUGGUUUCACGCGCUGCCAGAACUUUACUUCCAGAAAGUGAGAAAGGAGGAGAUCCCUCGGCAGCUGCAGUACAUCAGUCUCUAUCUGUUACACAUUCUGGCUGCGUAUCUGUUAAAUUUGACUCGAGUCGGGCUGGUUUUGUUGUUUCUUCAGUAUCUCUCUCAAAUGGGAUUCCAUCUGUCCCGACUCUUUUACUUUAUUGAUGAAAACCACCAUAAAAUGUUUGAGAUGUGGUCCAUUGGGUUUGUUCUGACCCGCAUGAUCACUCUAACUCUGAUGUUCUUGGCUGUUGGCUUCGGUUUGGCUCGUUCUGAAAAGCAGACGCUUGACUUGGAGACGGGAAACUUUAACACCCUUUCUGUCAGGCUGCUGGUGUUGUUUGUGGUGUGUUUCACUCAGUCGUGGCUGCUCUGGAAGUUCUUCCGUUUCCAGCUGAGCCGAACACGCGAGCUUCGACUGGAGCAGGCGGCCCGCAAGAGAGCAGCUGCUAAACAAUACAUGCAGCGCACGCUCAAACGUGAUACAGUUGGUCACCAUGAGAAUGGACUGAUUAAAGCAGAGAACGGGACAUCUCCUCGCCUGAAAAAGAUCAAAACUCCUUAAACUUCAUCCCCAUUCCAACGCUUAGCCUCUCCAAACCAACUGCACAGGAAUGGGAAAAAGUUCAGCCUGCUGCUUCCUGUUUCCAUGUCAGGAGAAGUGAAUGUGCUGUUUCUCAGAGGAAGUGACAUCACAGUACAGCGGCAUGCUCAACAGACUCUUGUCAACUAUAUCAGUUUCAGUAUUCAUGUUAUUUCUUUUGCAUAUGCUUCUAAACUUCACUCAGUCCUUCUUUAUUAAAGCGCUGUUUUAAGGUUAGUUUUUUUUUCUGCACGUCACGAGGUAUAAAACUGGUGCCAACCGAGGAAGACACUUAUUGAGAUUAUAAAACGUAUAGGUGGGUUUAACCGAUUCCAAACAUAUUCUGGAUUUAUAAUGAAAAAAAUAUUGACGUGAUUUUCACGGUGCAACAGUACUGGCAGAGGACAGUCCUUGUUUUGGUCCGAUUUUCAGGUAGGAAAAAGUAUUGUAUUAGUGAAAUGAUCUUGGAUGAGAUCGGAUUGAGACUAACACUCACUAUUUCCAUUGAACUAUUAAAUACUGUUGGAGUUUCUCCCAUGAUGCUUUGUAAGUUUAUACAGUUUGAUAUGUGAUUGUAUAUGACGGUGCUUUAUACAUUUUUUUUUUUUUUUACAGAUAUCUUGUUUAUUACUUGCAAGCACUUUGCAACCUUUUUCAAUGUUUACUAUUGUCUUCAUGCAUUACAUAAUUCUGUUGUCAUUUCCACCGUUUAUACUGAAGCGCCACCUCUCGUCUCGAGGAUUCUGGGAAUCCUGUUGUAGAUUUGAUAACAUUUCACAUCUAAAUAGAUUGUGUGUAUAUUUUGACGACUGAUAAAUCUGCAGAUAUUUGACCAUUUUCAGAUUAUCAUUUGGCCAUGUUGAGACUAGUUGACUCCUAUUUAGACAAUCCAUCUACUAGUCGAUUUUGAAAGUAUGUUGUUUUUCCUGUACACCUCAAGAGUGUCAUCUCACCAGGCUUGCGGUGUAACGCAGGGCGUUGUGGUCGUUCUCCAGUAGUUUAAUCAUGUUUUUCUUGGGCGGUUUAUGAAUUUGAUACAUUUAGCGAGUCCUCCAGUGAACCAAAGCAUUAUAUGGUGUAUUGACCUGAGCCUGCGGGUGGAAGUUUGUCGUGUUUAAAUUUCAUGACACGUCAUCACCGCUAUAAAGAUUGUGUGUGCAUUCAAAGAUGGAGGGAAGGGAAAUUAAACAGAUUACUUGUAUCAAAAACCAGCAGUAUAGAAAAUAUCUAUUGAUUACAUGGAAAUAUAAUAAUAUACAGAAUUAUUUUCCAACAUAUUUAACUCAAUCAGCAGAUAUUUUGCUAUUUUUUUAGAUUAUUAUUUUAUUCCAUUUUCGCCCAAUUCCCACUACUUGGUAGGUCCUCGUGGUGCUGCAGUUACUCACCUCAAUCCGGGUGGUGGAGGACAAGUCUCAGUUGCCUCCACUUCUGAAACAGUCAAUCCGUGCAUUUUAUUACGUGACUCGUUGUGCAUGACACCGCGGAGACUCACAGCAUGUGGAGACUCAUGCUACUCUCCACGAUCCACGCUCAACUUAUCACGCACCCCAUUGCGAGUGAGAACCACUAAUCACAACCACGAUGAGGUUACCCCAGGUGACUCUACCCUCCCUAGCAACCAGACCAAUUUAAUUGCUUAGGAGACCUGGCUGGAGUCACUCAGCACACCCUGGAUUCAAACUCACGACUCCAGGGUUGGUAGUCAGCGUCAAUACACAACAGCUACCGACAGCCUUGGAUACAACAUGUUUUUUGUGCAUUUUAUUACGUGAAUUUUAAACAUUGUGUAUAAUAAAUGUUCACUGAAUUGAACAUAUUUUGUAAAUAAUUUACUUAUAUUAAAUAAUAUGAUUAUUAUUAUAAAUGUGUGGCUGUUUUAAAA